Molecule: messenger RNA, 383 nt
Organism: Halteromyces radiatus
Lineage: Eukaryota; Fungi; Mucoromycota; Mucoromycetes; Mucorales; Cunninghamellaceae
Product: CheY-like superfamily
Exons: 1
Coding region: 48-338 (96 amino acids)
Biological process (GO): phosphorelay signal transduction system
Source: RefSeq, a predicted model, not a curated record
AUAAUCAAGUCAAUUUACAAGUCCUGGCCAAGGCAUUGAAAUUACAUAUGGCGGAUAUUUUCCAACAUAUGGAUAUGGCUUCCAGUGGUGAAGACGCUAUUGAAAAAUUACGACAACAGUUUUAUGAUAUGAUCCUGAUGGAUAUUGAUAUGCCUGGAUUAAAUGGGAUUGAUGCUGCUUCUUGGAUUCGAAGAGGACAUCAACAACAACAAGAACAACAACAACAACAGUUGGCAUUUGUUUUAACUCAAAAUAGAUAUAUACCUAUUGUUGCCGUCACCACUAAUAUGUCUAUGGAAUGGAAAAAAGCUUAUUUGAAGGUUGGCAUGGUAGGUUGAUAAUAAUAACAAAUAGGUGAGAUAAUGAACCUAAUUUUUUUUUCU